Messenger RNA from Vanessa atalanta (red admiral), 1527 nucleotides. RefSeq names its product mitochondrial intermembrane space import and assembly protein 40-B. The transcript has 4 exons. Gene Ontology annotation, molecular function: protein-disulfide reductase activity. Gene Ontology annotation, cellular component: mitochondrial intermembrane space. The record is from RefSeq and is a predicted model, not a curated record. Bases 494 to 952 code for a protein of 152 amino acids. NCBI's taxonomy places the organism in Eukaryota, Metazoa, Arthropoda, Insecta, Lepidoptera, Nymphalidae. Gene Ontology annotation, biological process: protein import into mitochondrial intermembrane space.
CUUACGACUGAGAGUCGACAGAGAUACCGAAUAUCAAUUAUUAUCAACAUAACCUCUUCAGUUUCAAUUUCUAACUAAUUCAUGUGAUUUCAAGAUUGUUUCUACUAUAUGGUAAUUCAAUUAAUUAAGCGUAUUUUAGUAACGUUUAUUUGUAUGUUUUAAUUUUAAUUACCAUCGUAAAAUGCACUCUCGAUACUUUUAUUUGGAUUUGGAAUUAGAUUUGAACACUUCACUCAGAUCUGAGUUGGCAGUUCAAAGUAUAUUGCAAGAAGCUACGCAACAAUUGUUCGGUGAGUGUUGCGGCGUGCGGGCGGACGUACUGCGCGUGCGCGAGGAGCACGGGACGGCGCACGUGCUCGUGCGAACCCGUGACACAUACCUGCGGAAACUAAGAGCGGCGCUCGCGCUCACGCCGCGGAACAUACGCGUAGUCGCCGAGGCUCCAUCCUUGCAGGCACUGAUUUAAUCCACCGCCACGAGUAUCGCGGAGAGCAUGUCGUCGCGGCGCGUGUGGGAGACGGGCGAGGGCGGCAAGGACGUGGUGGUGGUGGCGGCGCGCGAGGAGCUGUCGGCGCCGAGCGCCGCGUCGCUGCCCGCGCCCGAGCCCGCGCCCGGCCUCAUCCUGCCCGACGGCUCCAUCAACUGGGGCUGCCCGUGCCUGGGCGGGAUGGCCACGGGGCCGUGCGGCACGCAGUUCCGGGACGCCUUCUCCUGCUUCCACUACAGCGAAGCGGAACCCAAAGGCAGCGACUGCUACGAAAAGUUUAGUAUAAUGCAGGAGUGCAUGGGCCAGUACCCCGAACUUUACGGCAAGGACGAGGACGAGGACGAGCUGGCGGCGGCGCUGGAGCAGGCCGCGGACGCUCCCCCCUCCGAGCGGGAGGGCCCCGCGGCCCCCGCGGCCCCCGCCGAGAGAGCGCCCCCCGCGGAGCCCGCGCCCGCUCGAGACUGAGCGCCUCUCGCGGUGAUACCGGACGCUCAUCUGGACAUGAGAUAUACCACUACCUGAUGUGUUUUUUAUUAUUUUAGUAUUCAGAUUGAUACUGGAAUAGUAAUAGAAUUAUCGUAUUAAACACCAUUCCUUUUUGUAUGCAUAGUUCAAUUAUAAGUGCAGCUCUGGCGGGAGCCGAGUGAGCCCCUGAAGUAGUAGACGCUACACACGAUUGCAUUCAAUAGGGGCGCCGCGUAUCACCGGUUAGGACCUCGAGCUCACCUGCGUCGCAGCGCUAUGAAAUCAUAAAACGACUGUGUCUGACGGUUUUAUAUGCAAACGUCUUCGAUUCGCUCGCUGGCUCGGGUUUGCUCGAUUAUGUAUAAAGCACAAUUAAACGUAGCGUAUUUUAUUACCGCAUAGUUUUAGUUUGUUUGUUUCUGUUAAAAUAAGUUGACCGUUUUGUUUUAUAUUUCUGCCAAGAAGCUUCGUCUCCGAAUGACGAAUGCCCGUUCUGUAAAGGUGACAAGUAUUGCUUUGAUUUUACAAAGUAAUCCUGUGUAUUUUUAUCGUAAAUAAAUGGUGUAAGAAAUUUA